AUGCUGAUAUCCUGCCUUGGACUUUGGGGUCUCAUCACAUUUGCCGCGCAACGACGAGUAAAAGAAAUUGGUGUGAGGAAAGUAUUAGGAGCAUCUGUACCAGCCAUUGUUACGAUGCUGGCUAAAGACUUUGUCAUUCUUCAGAAAAAGGAUCGCCUGUAUCGCAUCAGGCAGGACCGGUAUGAUAAUGGAAAACUCAGUACACAAUGGGCUGCCGGAGCGUAUGCGAUUGGGAACAGUUUCAAAGACGCGAUCCCCGAAAUCGAGGAGUAUGUGAAAGUGAUACCUAACGGACAGGUCGUCGCUACCGUACAGAAUCAACCGGUCAAAAUCAAAGAGUUUGCAGCCUCAUUGUUUCUUCUUGUUGGCACAAUGGUCGUGUACAAGCAGAUGGAGUUUAUGCGUAAACAAUCUUUAGGUAUUGAUAUCGAUCAGACGCUGGUUGCUUCACCUCCUAUCGUUGGUAUCGAUUCAACCUAUUUGCAAAAGAUCGCUUCUUUCAAGGAAUCGUUGAAGCGACUAUCAUCAGUGACGGCUGUUAGCGUGUCGAGCAGUAUACCUGGCGAGGCAGUUGGUUGGAAUGCCGGUGGUAUCAAAAUGGUAGGAACCGAUGAAUCGACUCAAAAGCAGUAUCGUGUCAUCGGUGUUGAUUAUGAUUAUUUGGGAAUGUAUGGCAUGAAGAUCAUUGCGGGUCGUCCAUUUUCAGAAAGUUUCGGGAGUGAUGCGGAAGCAGUCAUUUUUAACCGGAAGGGUGUGGAGCAGUUAGGACUUAGUGGGCCAGCAGAAGCGGUAGGAAAGAAGAUCGACUUUUGGGGAAAACAAUAUACUAUUGCCGGCGUCGCGGAGAAUUUCCACCAGCAAUCACUACGGGAAUCAUUUGAGCCACUUAUCUUCCGAUUAAUACCGGAUGUAAGGGGCAAGAAGCGAGAAAAGAGCGAAGGAGGUGGGCAUCCGCAAGGUGGUUGGCGCCCAACGAAAGUCACUGAUCGGCCAGUUUAUUGGUGA
This is a messenger RNA of Ostertagia ostertagi, 1005 nucleotides long. The record is from the annotation of a GenBank genome assembly. Lineage: Eukaryota; Metazoa; Nematoda; Chromadorea; Rhabditida; Trichostrongylidae.